AUGGUGUCCGUGGUGAUUAAGCAAGAGGAGCGUUGCCAACUCGUGGUGUGCCGUCACGGCCAGGACCAAGCAAGCGGGCAGAAGUUCGUGUUGAAGCCUGGCGACUCAGUUCGCUUUGGACGUAGUGCCAGGGGCAACGAGGUGGUUCUGGACUAUGAGGGUGUGUCGAAGCACCACGCGGAGAUCACCUUACGGGAGAAGCUGCCGGAGGAGGUGAUCCUGGGCUCCGAUGUGAAGCUGCCGACCAUGCUCUCCAUCCGUGACUUGAACUCAAAGAACGGCAUCGGCAUCCGCAAGACUCCCUUCGAGCAGGAGAGUGUCCCCACCAUCGGCUCCUUCGAACGCAUGCAAGCGGCGACGUCACAGGUCGUCGAAGAUGGUUUCUGCAUUAUGAUCCCUGCCAAAAGUCGUCACGGAGACAAACAGAUGUCCGUGGAGCAGCGCAUCAUCACCUUCUAUGUGAGUACCGUAAUGAUUGACGUGGGGAUGCCUGGGUGGUUGAAGGCCUUGAAGGAGCACUGGAUCAUGGUCCAGGUCCAGGACAGCUUGAAGACAGCAGCCGAACUUGGUCAGUUGGCUGUGUGUACGAAGAGGGAGGACCUCGAGGCCAUGGGCCUGGUGCACGGCCAUGGCCACAUCGGUCAUGGUGCUCCGCGCGUGGGCCGCGUGGAGCACUAUGGGGACCACGGCGAAGCGCAGGAGGAGUGCGAGGACGUAGGUUCCGUCUGCUUCGAGCCCACGGGCAAGAGCACGGUGCAAACCUGGAAGUGGGUGGGCGAUGGACGGGGCGCGUACGAAAAAGUGGAGAACUUUGCCUUUGUGGGGCAAGGUGCAGGGAGCUUUGAACGGCGCCUGGAAACGCAAUAUCCACCAACUGGUGGGAGAUUUUGCCCCCGGUGGUGCUUCGGCGCUUGCUGUUGCGGAUUGCUCGCAGGUUUCCUGAUCUUCCUGAUCAUCAUGUUCACCCGACGGCAGCAAGCAGAUCCACUGCUGGAGUGUACCAAGGAGAUUGCCAUGAUGGACCUUUGGUCUGAGACGAAGAAGGCAUUUUGCUGCGCUCACACCGGCAGAUAUGGCUGUCCACCACAACCACCUCCCGUCCCGGAGCAGCGGCCGCUUCCGCGGCCGCUUCCGCGGCCGCCGCCGCCGGUGCCCAGCACCCCACCGGGCCCGGACUGCUUGAGUGGUAGCAUUUCGUCCUGGUCGAAGGGGAAAGCUGCCUUCUGCUGCAAGCACGUUGGCCGGGGGUGUCCCUUGCCGGUGUCCAUGCCUUACAACUGUCACGCCCAGCAAAUUGAGACUUGGGCGAUUGGCAAGAAGCUUUGGUGCUGUCAGAACUACCAGGUGGGUUGCCCACACUAUGCCCCGACCCUUCCGUACGACUGCGAAGCAGGAGCCAGCAAUUGGAAGAAGGGCUGGUCUUCGUCGAAGCAGGCAUGGUGCUGCAGCCACAACCAUGUGGCAUGCAUGCCAUCGGUGCCAGUUGUGACGCCUUCCUCCAUGCCAUACGACUGUCAUGCAGGGUAUAGCAAUUGGAGGACGGGCUGGUCUGAGCCCAAGAAAGGCUGGUGUUGCGACCAUUUCAAGAGAGGAUGUUCGGAUGACCCCUACGACUGUGACGCGGGCUUGUCCAAUUGGCACGUCGAGUGGUCGGAAGGGAAGAAGUUCUGGUGCUGCGAGCAUCGUAGCAAAGGGUGUGAGGCGGCUUCCUCACCCUACGAUUGCUCCUCAGGCUAUAGUAGCUGGCAAAGCACUUGGACACCCGGAAAGAAGACCUGGUGCUGCGAGAAGCAGCAUCGUGGUUGCCAGCCACACCACUGGAUCCACAAGCCUCUCUUCGAUUGCCAAGUGGGUUAUUCGCAGUGGAGUGAGGCUUGGACACCAGCAAAGAAGACCUGGUGUUGCACUCACCGGAAACUGGGUUGUGCUCCAGCGGAGAAUUACGAUUGCAAUGCUGGAUUCACCAACUGGCGUGCUGGCUGGUCGGAUGACAAGAAGUCGUGGUGUUGCGAGCAUGCUCAAAAGGGCUGCUCCAAGAUGCCAUACGACUGUAAUGCAGAGUAUGCGAAAUGGAAGGAGGGCUGGUCCACGGCCAAGAAGGCCUGGUGUUGCCAGCACUUCCAGCGUGGCUGUGGCAGUGGAAGCUCGAGCUACGACUGCAAAGCAGGCUUGUCCAAUUGGAGGGUUGGAUGGUCUGCCGACAAGAAGUCCUGGUGCUGUACUCACGCGGGCACUGGCUGCAUCUCUCAUCAGCACCACGUGGUGUACAUGCACGUGCCCUCGCACGAGGUCUAUGCAGGACAUCCACUGCCCUGGCGGGCGGGGCACGACUACACCACUGUCCACACCUUUCACCCGCUGAAGCAUGCGGCGCCCCACACGGCGUCGACCGGUGCGCACGGUGUGCACGGAUCGACCGGUGUCCAGACGGCUGUUCAUCUCCCUACGAUUGGAGCGCCGUGA
Molecule: messenger RNA, 2463 nt
Organism: Durusdinium trenchii
Lineage: Eukaryota; Dinophyceae; Suessiales; Symbiodiniaceae
Source: the annotation of a GenBank genome assembly